UGUUUUUCGCACACUUUACAAAAAGUACAGAAAAUAUGGUUCGGGUUUCUAGUGAGGCACAUAAUUUCUAAAUCAUUGUUAAAACUAUUGCUUCUUGAAUUAUGGAAGAAAAACCAUUUCGUGUGCUAUUAGACUUUUCAGAAGCUAACCCGGGAGUAUCGGGAUUAAAAUACGUCUGGAUGUAUGUUUCGCCGCGUGAAUUAAAAACUAUCGAUGAUUUUAAGCAAGCUAUUAUCAGAAAAUUUUCUAUUCCUCAAGAAGGAUUCAAAUUAUAUGUCCGUGAUGGUCUAUUGUUAGAAACUGAAAAAAUUGCAAUAUUAAGAGAAGAGGAUACUGUUAAAUUUGGAGAUAAUUGUCCACAAGAUAACAAAUAUAUGUGCAUUGAAAAAUUUUAAAAAUGAAAUCAAAUAAACAGUGUAGAAAAAAAGGAUCUUCUAAUACAGCUUGAAAAUCCAUGUGAAACAUCUUUAGAAUGUAGCGCCCUAGGUAUUAACUUUUCAAUGAAUCAAGCUUCUGUUCAUUCUCUUUCUAAUAGUGUAGUUAGUCUAGAUAAAUCUCGUAAAAGAAAAAGUGAAACAUUGUCAAUGGAAAACUAUACUCUCUCAGCAAAUAGUAAAAAGAAGAAAAAGAGAAAUGAGACUUCAUGUAUUUCUGAUGAAUCGGGAGAUUUUUCUUCACACGAGAAUUUAUCAGGCUUGGAAAAAAAUUCAGCAGUCAAUACUUCACACGAUAAAGGGAAAAGUAAUAAGCAACCUGUUGGAAAAAAGAAAAGACCAUAUCAUAAGACACCCACUAGCGAUUUCAUCAAUUUUGCUGUGAAACUAUCUGAGGCAGAAAAAAAUAAUCAGAAUGUUUGCCAAUCUGAUGUGAAUGUUACAAAUGGUAAAAAAGUCGAGUAUGGUGUUUCUGACUCUAAUCUGUAUAAGACUUGUGAAUUAUUUAGUAAAACUAAUUUAAGUCCCAUACCUGAGAGUAGUACUUAUGUGCUGUCAGACAGUCAGGCUCUUUUAAAUUUGACUGAAUCCCUCAACAACAGUGGAAGUCAAGAUGAUAGCGUGAAAAGUCGCUGCAAAACGAGACGUCGGAGGAGAAAACGUAGAGCAAUUUUGACUACUGAAAGUUUAAGUUUGCCAGCAGAUGUUACAACAGAGAUGGAGGGAAGUUUUCUUUGUGAUGUUGAAUGUGAGAAAACCUAUAACACCUCCUCAAAUAUAAGAAAGCAUGUAAUAUUUCGCUCUCCUUCUCCUAAAAGCACAGACAUGUCAAUAACCAUGGAGAGUGAUCUUAAUAGCAGCUUCGAUGAUGCAAAAGUGUUGCCAAUUGGAAAAAAUAAUGUUAAAAGCAAUUCCAAACUAGAUUCUUCAAGAAACAAGUCUCUCAAGGAAGACUCUGAAAUUGAGGCUAAGUUUGAAAAAGGUUGUGAAUCUGUGAUAAGUGGGUUAAAUAAAGAAUCUACUCCUUUUCCUAAGAAAAAGUUGAAAGAGAAACCAUGGGGUGUCUCUCCUUUACCAAGAAACAGUAGCAGUUCCAAUACUUAUUCUGUGGAAAACAUUGAUGUCUCAAAGACUGAUGUAAAGCCAGCUUAUCAAAACUACACACCUUUAAAUUCCUUGCCACCUGUGGGUACUCGUUUGGCAUAUAAGGUAUUAGAACUAAAUGAAGAAUAUUGCCCUGAAGUUUCUGAAUAUAAAGAAGGAAUUUUGCGAAAAGUGGAUCCAAACACUGAUGAACUAGAAAUUGAAUUAAUUCAAGAAGAAAUUAAACCAGGAAAAUCAGGAAAGUUUGAGAACUUGUGGAAGGAUGAACCUCCUCCAGAUGAUCAAGUCAUUAAAACGGUUUCCCUAAACUGGACAGCUUUGAUAGAUCCUAGACUUAUUCCGUAAUUAACUUAGAAUUAAUCUAUUGCUUAAUUCAAUUCACAAUGUACUCAGAUUCAACUAUACAAAUAAUUGCAAUUUAUAUGUUAAUUCUAGUUAUCUGUACAUUAUUUUGUAUACAUUUGGAAUGUACCAGCUUUUCUUUAUAGGUGUACUAAUAUUAAAUUAUUAAAUACUUGUGUUCUAAUGUCAAAUACUUGUAAAUUUAUGAAAUAAAUUUAAUAAGAAUGUUA
Messenger RNA from Parasteatoda tepidariorum (common house spider), 2110 nucleotides. RefSeq lists its product as uncharacterized. Gene Ontology annotation, cellular component: Cajal body. The record is from RefSeq and is a predicted model, not a curated record. Gene Ontology annotation, molecular function: U2 snRNA binding; U1 snRNA binding. Lineage: Eukaryota; Metazoa; Arthropoda; Arachnida; Araneae; Theridiidae. Gene Ontology annotation, biological process: spliceosomal snRNP assembly.